CAGAUCUAGCUUGACCACAACGAGCUUCUAUACUUUGGCUUGGAAAAAUUUUGGAAAAAAAUGAGUACCAAGGAGCAUCAAUAUAAGUAAGUAAAUAUGAGUCGCGAGGACAGUGCAGAAUUGCCUUCACUCAUUUGGUCUGGCUUGAACAGUUUUUGCUUGAUUUUGGAAGAUCUAUAUCCACAAAACAGUGGCUUCGCCGAUUUUCAUUUGAUCGAACAACUUUCGCAGACAGCUAUACCUUCACAUUUUUUUGCGGGCCGAUAUGUUGAUGGCUUGUUUCGUCGCGCACCUACUAGGCCCGCACGGCAUUCAUUCUAACAACAAGAUCUGCAGAGGACGUCGUGUGUUUUUUUAUGCCUGUGAAUUAUAUCCUCGAAUGUUGUCCGUUUUAUUUCAUAGGCUGAGAUUCUGAUCGGAAAGCCAAAGCAAGGCUCCCCUUAUUUGUCUUCUACAAUUCUUUCAUAAGUAGAAUUUUUCAUUUCUCCAACUCAGCGAAAGGACAUAAAAGCAGCAGGCACAGCUAGGAAACUGCGCAACUUUUGUUCUCUUUCCUCGCAUUACAGGUUUGAAGAGAUGACAUAUAGAUACAAAAAGGGCCUUUACAAAUUGCAUAACUAAGAGGACAUAAAAGACACGUAGCAGAAGGUAAAUUUACACUCAGUUUUUAUUUUUAUCGACUAUGGAAAGGGGUCCUGUUGCCAGCGGUCUCAGGAACGUUGUGUAAUAUCCGCCCCAGUUCCAUAGUCACAGGAAGCUACAGAAGAAAUCAAACCUUACGAAGCAAGCAAAACCGAUGUUAAAUCUGACAGUUUGAUCUUAUCUAAAAUGCAAAAUUUUUCUACACUUUACAAUCAGAGCCAGCUGACAAAAAACGCAUUACAAAUUUAUCGUAUGACAAAUUCAUGUGAAAGCUCCGUAGUAUCUUUAUAUUUGCGCUACUACUUGUAUAUGCACAAGGGAGGUCGGUUCUUUCACAUAAGUUUUCCGAUCCUGGCAAGAAAAAUAGAUACGAUCAAACAGAGGGAAAGCUGCAAGGGAAAAAGGAGGCUGCGCUAUAUGAAUUACGCUCUUGGACCUUCACGAAAACGAACAGGGCUCCGAAUUCGCCGCACAUUAUUGGGCUCAGCUUUUUGUUGGGUUUAGGACGGUGCUCAAGGCGAGGAGAAGGAGUUUUUUCGUGGAUACCCUAAAAACAACAGCUUGAAUUUGGAAAACCGAACGACGAUGGAC
This is a messenger RNA of Amoebophrya sp. A120, 1233 nucleotides long. The record is from the annotation of a GenBank genome assembly. Lineage: Eukaryota; Dinophyceae; Syndiniales; Amoebophryaceae.